AUGUCAGCCCCACCAGACUACCCAGCUUGGAGUCAUGCGGUAACUCGACGUAUCUUCAACGUCACCGUCUCGCACUCAGAGGGCGAAGCGAGCGGGUGGACGCUCACCUACCUCAAGGACCUCGCCUCCGAGUUGACCCAGGAGCAGCAAGGAAGUAGCGAGGGAGGCGCCAAGCUGAAUCCUUCCCUCGCAGACCGUAUCAUCAUCGCCCGCUUGUCCCUAGACGCCAAUGACACCUCCAGCGAUGAUCCGGAGAUGUUGACCGUCCUGGCUAGCUUGGACCCGGACCAGACGAGCUGGGAUUGGUUGAUUGAAUGCUGGCGGCGCUGUCAAAGGGAAAAGGCAAAGGCGAAGAAGGUGAGGCACCGAUCGUGGGCCGAUCGUGAGCUGGGGCUUGGCGACUAUGCAACCCAAGGCCUCGCAGCCCUCGAAUCCGCCUCGAAUCUCCUCGUCUCCUAUGCCGGUCUGGUCCUCAUCACCCCGGAGAUGUUCCCCUGUGAGACAAAGAGCAAUGGCAACAAGCUCUCUCCACUCGCUCUCGUGCCAAGCAUCCUCAACCUUUCAGGCGCAGCAACGGGAGGAGCAGCGGAAGGAUCGUCAUCCUCAUCAGCAUCAUGGGCCGUCCUGGACCAAAACGAGAUUGUCAUCUUCACCCAACAGCUCGUGGCGCGAUUUGAUGCGGAGGAGCUCGGUGAGAUUCUCGGUCCCGCUCUGCAGGAGAUCACUAGAAGGAUACGCGAUGGACUCGAUGAUCCGGCACAGCAGCACCAGCCGCCACUCGGCGGCGCUCCCAAUUCAGCUCCUGGCGGCGGCGGCGCCAAUCAGAACAACGCCGCAGCUCUCCAAGCUGCCGCUCAGGCCGGUGACGUACGUGCGGUACUUGCUCAACUUCUCGGAGGUGCGGGUGGACCCGCCGCUCCGAACGGUCAAGGGGAAAUGGACGCUUUCGGUCGCCUAGCGACUGGUCGCCCCGACCGCAGCAUGCACAUCGGUGGCUUCGACUGGCGUUCCCAUGUCCUUCCCAUUGUGGAGCUCGUCGACAGCUCCAAACUUCUAGCCUCUAGUGUCGCCCAGCUGCCCACAUUCAACCCUGACUCCGCCACAGCACCCCGCCUCGAGCUUGACUCUGUUCUUGGGCCCAUCUUCCGCCUCAACGCUUUCAGCGACGGAGCUCCCUCUCUCGCAGAGCAGUACUUCUCCAAUCCUACCGUCCGCUCAAAAGCAGAGCUGGAGGCUAACACGAAUUCAAUGCGCGCGACGUUGGAUCAGGUUCAUGCUUUCCACUUCAGGCUGUGGCAGGCAAUGGUGAAGGCAUCGCCGGAGAGCAGAGAGAGGGUUCUGCAGUACUGGGGUCGCGUGGCGGACUUGAAUAGGAGGAGGGGCGCGAUGAGGGUCAAGGCGAGGGAGGUGGGGAGCGAUGGGUUUACAGUGAACAUUUGGGAGUCGCUCCAGCGCUUUGCCGUCCCCUUCAUGGAUGUGGCCUACAGCAAGAUCGACCGCAUCGACCCUGAAUACCUGCGCAGGCAGAAGCGCUACGACACCUCCACCCUCACGCGCCUCAACGCAUCAGAACCAGAGGCAGCAAAGUGGGCCGAAGAGGCAGCGGAUGUGGACACGCCGCCCAACUUCAUCACCGAAGUCUUCUACCUUGUUGUCCGCAUGACCAAUCUCGGGCCCGGCAAAGCGAUCCGAAGCUACAAUGAGCGCGAGGACACUAUGCGCCGCAUGAAGCGCCGUAUCAAGGAGACGGAAGAGACUCGCGGGACCUGGGGCAGCACACCGCAAGCAGCGCAGUACGAGGCCUUCAUCAAGCGCGGCAACGAAGAAGUAGAGCGCUACAUGGCUGAGUCACAUGCAGCGGCCACGCAGCUCCUCGACCCGGGCUUCAUCGACAGGCUCACCCAUCUCAUUGGCUUCACCAUGACCUGGCUAGUCCGCAUCGCCGACCCUAAUCGCUCACACCCGCACACGCAAGUGUCCCUCCCUCUCCCGCAGGAGGUACCGGAGCACUUCCGCAUGCUGCCCGAGCACAUCUUCGAAGACAUCUGCGACAUCCUCCUCUUCCUUGCACGACAUCGCCCGGACUGCUUGCCGGAGGCCGUCAAGAAUGACUUUGUGACUUUCACGGUGACCUUCUUGAGCUCCGGGUGGUACAUCAAGAAUCCGUUCAUCAAGGCAAAGUUGGCAGAGAUCAUGUGGUGGAACGUUAUCCCCUAUGGAUACUCCAAGACGGGUAUCCUUGGUGAUGUCAUCAACUUGCAUCCUCUUGCACUUCAGCAUCUGGUCCCGGCCUGCAUGAGCUUCUGGGUCGAAGCGGAGAGCACGGGCUCGCACACGCAAUUCUAUGACAAGUUCAACAUCCGCUACCACCUCAGCCAGAUCUUCAAGGUCAUAUGGGCUAACCCUAGGCAUAUGGAGCGCGUUCAGGCGGAAGCCAAGGGAAACUCGGAGCAGUUUGUCGUUUUUGCCAACAGACUGAUGAACGACGUGACCUUCCUGCUCGACGAUGCACUAGAGAAGCUGCAGGAGCUCCACACUAAGCAGCAACAAAUGGACGACGCCUCCACGUGGAACGACAGACCAGCGGAGGAGCGUCAAGAGAUCGAGAGUGCUGUGCAGUCCACGCAAGGGCAUAUCCGCAGCAUGCUCGACUUCGGUAACGAGUUCCUGCGCUUGCUCAUCGACUUUACGAAAGAGACCAAAGACGCCUUCAUGACGCCCGAGAUUGUCGAUCGUUUGGCAGCGAUGCUUGACUACAAUCUGGAUCUGCUCGUAGGACCGAGGUGUACGGAGUUGAAGGUCAAGGACCCGCAACGCGUUCACUUUGACCCUAAGGCUCUUCUCUCCUCCAUUCUAUCCGUCUACCUCAAUCUUUCCACCCGUCCCGAGUUCAUCUCGGCGAUCGCAGCAGACCAACGAUCCUACCGUCGUUCGAGCUUCGACAAGGCUCGCUCCCUCUGCGCCCGCUUCGGCCUCAAGGCACCAGACGAAAUCGACUCCCUUCUCGCUCUCGCCGAUGCGGUCGACAAGAAGGUGGCAGAGGCGGCGGAAGAGGACGAGGAUCUGGGAGAGAUUCCAGAUGAGUACGCUGAUCCGCUCAUGGCUACCGUUAUGCGCAAUCCCGUACGCUUGCCUACGUCAGGUGCCGUUCUGGACCUCAGUACGAUCAAGGCGCAUCUGUUGAGCGAUGCUAGUGAUCCUUUUAAUAGAGCGCCGCUCAAGCUGGAUCAGGUCAAGGUGGACGAGGAGUUGAAGGCGGAAAUUGAGAAGUGGAUUCAGGAGAGGAAGGAGGCUGCAAAGAGAGGAUAG
Jaminaea rosea is the source of this 3309-nucleotide messenger RNA. RefSeq lists its product as hypothetical. The coding region runs from base 1 to 3309 and encodes 1102 amino acids. The record is from RefSeq and is a predicted model, not a curated record. Gene Ontology annotation, biological process: protein polyubiquitination. Lineage: Eukaryota; Fungi; Basidiomycota; Exobasidiomycetes; Microstromatales. The transcript is spliced from 4 exons. Gene Ontology annotation, molecular function: ubiquitin-ubiquitin ligase activity. Gene Ontology annotation, cellular component: cytoplasm; ubiquitin ligase complex; nucleus.